AUGUUGGAAGCCAGACUCGACCAGGCCGAUAUCCUGAAGAAGGUCGUCGAUGCCAUCAAGGAUCUCGUUCAGGACUGCAACUUCGACUGCAAUGACUCCGGUAUCAUGCUCCAGGCCAUGGACAACUCCCACGUUGCCUUGGUGUCCAUGGCUCUCAAGGCCGAGGCUUUCUCUCCUUUCCGCUGCGACCGCAACAUCGCGCUCGGCGUCAACCUCGGCUCCUUGACCAAGGUCCUUCGCGCCGCCCAAGGCGACGACAUCUUGACGCUCAAGGCUGAGGAUGCCCCCGACAGCCUGAACAUCCUCUUCGAGAGCUCAGCCAACGACCGUAUCAGCGAGUACGACCUCAAGUUGAUGGACAUUGACCAGGAGCACCUGGGCAUUCCCGAGACGGACUACGCCUCCACAAUCACCAUGCCGAGCAGCGAAUUCAGACGCAUCUGCGCGGACUUGAUCGCCAUGAGCGAGUCGGUCACGAUCGACGCGAGCAAAGACGGUGUCAAAUUCGCUGCCAGCGGUGACAUUGGCAAUGGAUCCGUCACCCUGCGAAGCCACACCAACGUGGACAAGCCCGAAAACAACGUGGACAUUGAGCUCUCUGAGCCCGUCUCCCUGACCUUCUCUCUCAAGUACCUCGUCAACUUCUGCAAAGCCGCCGCAAUUUCCAAGCAAGUCAAGAUCUGUCUCUCCAACGAGGUACCGCUGCUUGUCGAGUACGCUCUGGCGGGCUCGAGCUACCUGCGCUUCUACCUGGCGCCGAAGAUUGGUGACGAGGAGUAA
Messenger RNA from Colletotrichum fioriniae, 780 nucleotides. RefSeq names its product proliferating cell nuclear antigen (gene POL30). Gene Ontology annotation, molecular function: DNA polymerase processivity factor activity; DNA binding. Gene Ontology annotation, biological process: mismatch repair; regulation of DNA replication; translesion synthesis. The record is from RefSeq and is a predicted model, not a curated record. Gene Ontology annotation, cellular component: PCNA complex. NCBI's taxonomy places the organism in Eukaryota, Fungi, Ascomycota, Sordariomycetes, Glomerellales, Glomerellaceae.